AUGUCUCUUAAGAUCACCAAAAAGAGGAUAAACUACCGAAAAGCACAUUAUUGUCAAGUCAUGAGCAGACUUGCAGAAGGCAUCCGAGAGAAGCUCAAUAAGCAGGAAGAAGCCCAGCAAGUAAGGAUCAAUAGAUCGUUGGCCAGCAUGGGUCCCGUUAUCAAUUCAGAGCCAUGGACGAGAUCCAAGGAUGAAAACAGACCGAGGAAUUUCGAAGAGUCAAAAAGCCGGACAAUACCGAGCUUAGAAGAAAUAGAUAGUAUUCUGGAGAAGUAUGAAACUCCCGAGAAGAUUAGCAAGGACAGGAAUCUUGUGAUAAUUGAUGCUUCGGAUUCAGACGAGGCUGGAGAAACUUCAAACGGAACCACUCAGACGAAAGCCUUGACCAUUACCCGAACCUCAUCAAAUCAUGAACCUCUUGGAUCAAUCUCAAAAGUCUUCCACAACACCAACAACAAAAACAAUAACAACAACAGCAACAGUCUCAGACAGACAAGCUACCAACACUGCACAUAUGAGAGAUUCAGCAGCGAAGAACUACACAUACCAUGCCCCAGAUUACAAUAUAGUCUUUUUGAUAAUAUUGAAUCCAUUGGGUCAAUUUUAAGGGUACCAAAUUUCAAUCAAUCGCGAAUGAAUCUCCAACAUAUUUCCAAAACCGAUGGAAACCAUGAAGCUAGGGUAGAGCAAGAACUCCAGCAGAGCACUGCAGGAAUCAAAUCACGGUCAAAUAGUUCUGUUUGCCAUAUAACUGAUCUGGAACAAGCAGAGUCAAAUAACAUCCAAAAAGUUCCCCAUCUCGAGAAGACUGAAGAACCCCAUGCAAAUCAUGGAAAAUCAAUAGUCCAACACAUCAACGAUUUUGAUGGUCCGGAUACUCAUAGGUAUAUCUUCAUCGGAGAAAGUUAUAGGUUUCUGUUUGGUUCAAAACUAAUUUCCAUAAGUGCAAUAACUGGUGUCGAUGAUGCGCCAGAGGAAGAGGAUACAGAGCCAAGCAAGACUGGAGUGAAGGCCGAGUGGGGUUUUAAAAGUCGUUAUGACAGAUACAGACAUACCAACACCCGAAAGUACGAUAUUCACAGCACAUCCUGGAAAAACCCAAGCAACCAAAAUUUUCACAGAGGCUCGUACCAAAAUGGUAUGGUUCACACAUGCUACAGAUAUAACAUUCAACUGGCUGACAGUGAGAAGGUCAGACGUAGCCUCGGCGGUGGACCAAAACCUGUGAAUAGGUUGGGCGACGGGCAGAAUGCCGCUGCGACAUCACAAACACGCGGAAUCGAGCCAUUCAAUCUUCAUGAUGACAGACCCAGCAAGAAGCAGAGAACAGAGCAGGCGCCUCCAAGUCAUAGAAAAUAUGGUGGAACAAACCAGUUGGAGCAAGGAGCAAUUCAGGAAUCUGGUGGGCAUAAGCUUUUCCAAGGUGAGCCGCCUGACACGGGUGCGUCUGUUGAAGAAUUCCAAACAGUCGAGGACAUUAUAAAGCCAAAGGUACGUCGCAUAAAACGCAACGCCACUACUAUGCGCGCAACCAGCGGCUCCUCAGGAGGGCUCAGCAAUAACCGAGAUGGAGCUCAUAUCAAAUCUUCGAGGCAAAGUGAUCACUCAAGGAGCCGAAUUCAUACGAAUGGAUACUUGGAGGAUUCCGAUGACCCGAUUGUUGACGAUGACCCGCACAUGUUGAUAUCUGCCCCCCAAAAAUCACCUCAAGUGAUAAUUCCUUCUCCAUACUUCGGAACUUCAAACCUAAAACCUGCACGCCAGAACCCAUACUCAAGAGCAGAUGGACGUCAUAGAUCACCGCAAUAUCAGAAACUGCAAACUUCCAAGAGAUCUUCGCCCAACUUUACACAAGAGAGAGGAGCUUUGAAUGAGUUACCCAUAGGUGAUAAUAGCGAGGAUGAGUUGUCACAGGUAAACCCGCCUAGGAUAGCAAAUGGAGGUCAUCUCAACAAGGCACACGAAGAAUGGAAGGCAAACGAUAGCGGCAGUGAUGAAGGUUCCGAAAACGAGUCGAGCCUUGUGAAAACGGGAGAUAUAAUUCCAACCAAUUGGGACAAGCGUGGGACGGGUGACAGGAAAUUACGACAACUGGAAAGCUACGGACAAUACAGAGUUAAAAGCGUCUUCUCAAGAAAUAGACACUGGCACAGGCCGGAUAUUUUGUCGGAGAGCCGGUAUGUGGGUUUGGAUCAAUGUGGAGUUGUGAAACUCAUGGGUGAUACGAAGUCCUUCCCAGGAUUUGCUAUAAAAGCAGCCUCUAUACUUGAUGUAAAAACUGGACAUGAAUCUAGCAAGCUGAUCAUUCGAAAACCAAGCGAGAAUGGUCCUAUGCAAGACUCCGAGAUGUUCAUAGAAUUCGACUCAGCUGAUUCUGCUCAAGAUUUCCAGGAAUCGCUUGGGAUCUUCCAAAAUGAUCUUGAAAUUUGUUGCAUGGAAGAGUACAUAUUCAUGAUUCUCAUCAUUGAUACUACAAGCUAA
Messenger RNA from Sclerotinia sclerotiorum 1980 UF-70, 2481 nucleotides. RefSeq lists its product as hypothetical. The record is from RefSeq and is a predicted model, not a curated record. NCBI's taxonomy places the organism in Eukaryota, Fungi, Ascomycota, Leotiomycetes, Helotiales, Sclerotiniaceae. The coding region runs from base 1 to 2481 and encodes 826 amino acids. The transcript has 5 exons.